AAAUGAUACUAAGUAAUGAUAUACGCCGAGCAAUCACAUCUGAUAUUGAAACAAAAAAAAAUUCGUUCAUUUUCAGACCGCAAGAAAGAUUUAGUAAAACUGCAGGCAGGUGAAUACGUGUCUCUUGGAAAAGUCGAAGCUCAAUUGAAAACUUGUCCAUUGGUAGACAACAUAUGCGUAUACGGAGAGUCCUCCAAAGAUUUUUGUGUCGCUCUCGUUGUAGCCAACCAUCAGCAACUGAAGGAUCUCGCUGAAAGGAAGGGAAUUGCUGAAAAGUCUUUCGAGGAACUGUGUGUGGAUUCAGAUGUCGAAAAAGUUGUCCUGCAAGAAUUGGUGGAUCACGGAAAACGAAGUAAACUGGAGAAAUUUGAAAUUCCUGCCGCAGUGAAAUUGGUAACGGAAGUGUGGUCUCCUGAUAUGGGUCUAGUUACGGCAGCUUUUAAAUUGAAGAGAAAAGACAUCCAAGAGCGUUACAAGCACGAAAUUAAGAGAAUGUAUGCCUCCUGAAACACGGCUUGGCUGUGAACCACGCCCACAGAAAUACACUCAUAAAUCGCAUGAUUCGCUUCUGAAAUGUGUAAAAUUGUAAAGAAUUUUGUAUUUGCUUUGUACAUAUUAAUGAAACGUAUGGAGUAGGUUA
Messenger RNA from Leptinotarsa decemlineata (Colorado potato beetle), 640 nucleotides. RefSeq names its product Acyl-CoA synthetase long-chain (gene Acsl). Gene Ontology annotation, cellular component: lipid droplet; plasma membrane; endoplasmic reticulum. Gene Ontology annotation, biological process: neuron differentiation; long-chain fatty-acyl-CoA metabolic process; long-chain fatty acid metabolic process. Gene Ontology annotation, molecular function: palmitoyl-CoA ligase activity. NCBI's taxonomy places the organism in Eukaryota, Metazoa, Arthropoda, Insecta, Coleoptera, Chrysomelidae. The record is from RefSeq and is a predicted model, not a curated record.